Molecule: messenger RNA, 611 nt
Organism: Pseudonaja textilis
Lineage: Eukaryota; Metazoa; Chordata; Lepidosauria; Squamata; Elapidae
Source: RefSeq, a predicted model, not a curated record
UGGGCUGAUCGUCCUGAAUUACAACACCAGUUACUACCUGAAACCUCCAGCCAACACCACAUCGGAAGCGCACACCCUGUUUCGGGCGAAGGACUUGUUGGUCAAAGGGGGCACUUGCCAACAAGGGGACCUACCCAACAGCGUGGCCGACGUCACUGGAAUCUUCCAUCCCUUGAAGCGAAAAAAACGGGACUCUUGGAGAGCCUUGAAGUAUAUGGAGCUCUUUAUUGUGGCAGAUUACUCAAUGUUUAGAGCUCAAAAGCAGAAUUUGGGAGUCACAAAACAGCGGAUUCUGGAGAUUGCGAAUUAUGUAGACAAGUUUUACAGGUCCCUGAACAUCAAAGUGGCCCUGAUUGGCCUGGAAGUCUGGACGGACCAAGACAAGUGCACGGUGAGCGAGGACUCCCACGCCACCCUCGUCUCCUUUCUCCAGUGGAAGAAGACACUGCGGGCCCGCAAGAAACACGACAACGCUCAGCUCCUCACGUGAGUCCCUCCUCGGGGCUCCCUGGGAGUCAAGAUGGCGGCCGAGGGCUUGUGGGGAAGGGCCAGGGCUGCAGUGGGCGCCAUCUUGGUUUUUCUUAAAAAUUAUUUCUCUGCCCUAACGGUGG